AUGUUACUAUUCAAGAAGAAGCAGGAGCAGGGGCGUCGCCGAGGGCCAGCAGUGUCGCCCGAGCGGCUCGUCACGGUGCGCGUCGAGGUCCCGGGCCACGUCGGCCGCGAGUACGUGCUCCCGGCGUCGCUGCUCGGCCACCAGCGCCUGGCGCCGCUGAUGGCAGAGGCGGAGGCGGAGUACGGCGUGCAGCAAGGCGACGUGAUCCGCGUCCCGUGCAGGCCCUGCCACUUCGUGGACGCCAUGGUGUGGGCUGCGGUCGAGGAGGCCAUGCAGGGUGGGACGGCCCACGGGGCCGCGGUCGUUCCCGUCGCCGACUCCGGCAAAGACAGCGGGAACCGCCAUGAUCUUGGCUGGUAUCUAGCUCGGCCACAUUGA
Messenger RNA from Miscanthus lutarioriparius, 378 nucleotides. Lineage: Eukaryota; Viridiplantae; Streptophyta; Magnoliopsida; Poales; Poaceae. The record is from the annotation of a GenBank genome assembly.